Colletotrichum orchidophilum is the source of this 1596-nucleotide messenger RNA. RefSeq lists its product as uncharacterized. Gene Ontology annotation, biological process: transmembrane transport; carbohydrate transport. Gene Ontology annotation, molecular function: carbohydrate:proton symporter activity. The record is from RefSeq and is a predicted model, not a curated record. Gene Ontology annotation, cellular component: membrane. The coding region runs from base 1 to 1596 and encodes 531 amino acids. The transcript has a single exon. Lineage: Eukaryota; Fungi; Ascomycota; Sordariomycetes; Glomerellales; Glomerellaceae.
AUGUCCUCUGUACAGGAAAAAGACAUCCCCGACACGGUUGCCUCCAACCCGGUGGCCAAGGCUGCCAGAGACUAUGAGGAGCAUCACAAUUACAUGCAGACCGUCAGGAAGUAUCUACCCGCGGUCAAAUGGUCCAUCUUCUUCGCGAUGACCAUUGUCGGCGAGGGUUACGACCUCGCUCUCAUGGGCAACUUUUUCUCCCUGGAUCAGUUCCAGAACCUCUUCGGUUACGCUCCGGAAGGGGGCACCGUCAAGGAGAUCCCAACACUCUGGCAGUCCUUGAUCCUUACUUCAAGUCAGGCUGGCCAAGUCGCAGCAAUGUACUUUGCCGGUCUGUCCAUGGACAAGUUCGGCUACCGAAAGACGAUGAUGUUCUCCCUCGGAUCGAUCAUGGUACUGCUCCUCGUCAACUUCUUCGCGCCGGCGGUCUUGUCCGCGGGAGGCUAUCAGGCUGGUCUCGGCAUGAUCUUUGCCGGCGAGUUCCUUCUGGGACUGCCUUGGGGAGCCUUCCAGGCCUGCGUUCUACCCUACGCUUCAGAUAUCUCGCCCCUCAAGCUUCGUCCGACCCUCACCACCUUCGUCUCCAUGUGCUGGAUUUUCGGACAGCUCUUCUCGACAGCAGCAAUCAAGGGUGUUGCGAACAUCAAAUCCAACGAUAUCACGGCAUACCGCGUCCCCGUCGGCAUUCAAUGGAUAUGGCCCCUUCCUGUUCUCCUCUGCGUCUUCCUUGCUCCAGAAUCACCUUGGUGGCUCAUGCGCCAGUCUCGUUUUGACCUUGCACGCAACUCUCUGGCAAGACUCAACAAGGAUCCGACUUAUCCAGUUGACGGUCAGGUCAAGGUCCUCGAGCUCACCAACGAGCAGGAGAAGAACAGCAGGAAAGAGUCUCAUAUCACGUACCUCGAGUGCUUCCGCGGCGCCAACCUUCGUCGUACCAUGAUCGUCGUCACGAUGAACUUGACGCAACAGCUCUGCGGUUCAGCGCUCAUGUUCUACUCAGCCAAGCUAUACCAGAAGGCGGGCAUGAGCAGCUCCAAAUCGUACGACUUUACGCUGAUCCAGUACGCAAUCGGCAUAAUCUGCAUCGUCUCAUCGUGGCCCCUGAUGAACUACAUCGGACGCAGAACUAUCUGGCUUUGGGGACUGAUGGGCUCCGUCAUUCUCAUGACAGGUGUCGGCGUGCUGGGUUUCUAUAGCGACGCGAACUCGGCAGUUCCUUGGGUCAUCGCGGUGAUGCUCGUGAUCUUCACAGGAGUCUAUAAUCUUUCCAUUGGACCCCUUGUGUACGCUAUCAACCCCGAGAUCCCUUCGACCCGACAAAAAGCCAAGACGCUUGUCAUCGGCCGAGUAGCCUACCUCAUCGCCGGGCAAUUCAACAUGUGGCUUUUACCCAGGAUGUUGGAGAACGCUCCUAACGGAUGGGGUCUGGGACCUUGCACGGCGCUAGUUUACGCUGGUAUCAAUGCCGUCUUUCUUGUUUGGGCCUACUUCUGUCUGCCCGAGGUGCGAGACAGAACGCAGGCUGAGAUGGACGAGCUUUUCAAGCGCAAGAUCCCGGCUCGCAAGUUCUUCAGUACCGAACUUACGGCGGAAUAA